AUGGCUUCAGGCAUCCCAUUUCAAUAUCUCCCUUUAGAAAUACUAUCAGAUAUCCGAUUACUUCAAAUAUCGCUUUCACCAGACUCGAAACAUUUGCGUGGCAAAUUCACAAACGUCUCAUUAGAUGUGGUUCCACCAACACAAGUGCCUUACGCUGCUAUCUCCUAUCGUUGGGGAUCAGCUGAUAUGUGCAAUCAGAUAUGGUUUGAUGAGGAACAUUGUCUGUGUUUGAAUAGUUCGGCUGGGACAAUUCUGAGAUCUUUUGCUGCUCAUUUAUAUUUAGGUUUUGAGCCUUGCUUUCUAUGGAUCGAUGCUCUCUGUGUUAAUCAAAAUGAUGAUAUUGAGAAAGGAUCACAAGUGCGUCAGAUGGGGAGAAUACAUUCUUUCGCGCUGCAGGUAUUCGCUUGGAUUGGGGAUGAAUCUACAGAUAGUGAUCUUGCCAUGGAUUUUGUGGUUACAUUAUACGAAUUGAUGAUAUAA
This is a messenger RNA of Botrytis fragariae, 480 nucleotides long. RefSeq names its product putative ankyrin repeat and sam domain containing protein 6 protein. NCBI's taxonomy places the organism in Eukaryota, Fungi, Ascomycota, Leotiomycetes, Helotiales, Sclerotiniaceae. The record is from RefSeq and is a predicted model, not a curated record. The transcript has a single exon. Bases 1 to 480 code for a protein of 159 amino acids.